Physella acuta is the source of this 886-nucleotide messenger RNA. RefSeq lists its product as uncharacterized. Lineage: Eukaryota; Metazoa; Mollusca; Gastropoda; Physidae. The record is from RefSeq and is a predicted model, not a curated record.
GAUUGCUUGUUUGUUCACAUUCCAAAAUUUUAUAUAGUGUAAAGUCGCUAAAUUCGAUAAAUAAGACGUUGUUACACUCCACUGAUUUAAUUAAUCAAUAUAAUUCUAAAGUGAGACGUAUACAGAGAUGUGUAAAUCAUAUUAUUUGUUCAUUGCUACAGCAGUAUUUAUUUUACUGUUUCAUUUAGGUUCUGUUCAAACAAUACGAUGCGAGAAAAGGUUUUUUAUUGGCAAGGUGUUAAUUUCAUGUACAAACCAUUCGGAAUUCUCUUACUCAAAGUUUUCCCUUUCUUAUACAAAGAUUAAAGAUCUAAUCGUGCCAGAGGUUGACUGCCAGUCAAACGGGAGUUUAUUAAUUUGCAACCAGUAUAUACCUUUAAUGAGACUGGGGAUGGGGAACUAUUCAAUAUUUGCAAUUAUCCAACCAAUGAUCACCAAUUCUUCGUCUUUCAAAAUAAUGGAAUCUGCAACAGAAAUACCAAUUAGCUUAGCGUUUCCCAAGGUUGCAUUUGAUAACUGCUCAUAUUUUCAAGAUAAAAUAUUUUUUAUCGCACACUGUACAUGCAGAAGAAUUGACUUAAGCGAAAUUUCGACGUUAAUCAUUCUCCAUACGGAUGACAAUCGAACAGUCUUUAAAGAAAGUGGCUCUAGCCUAUUUGUGGAAUUCCAUAUAAAUAAGACAACAGAAAUAAAAUGCCAAGCAGUUAAUUCAGCUGGUUGGAAAUCGGAAAUAAUCAGAUUUGGUUAUAUACUUGAUGAUGAUGAUAGCACCAUUGAUACAACAGCAAUACCUUGGUAUACACAUGCAUUGAUCGCAGUAUUCACGUUUUCAUUAUUGAGUUUAUUCUACAAGAAAAUUAAUGGUAAUUGUUUGUUUUCAUAUUAG